Enhydra lutris kenyoni (northern sea otter) is the source of this 1428-nucleotide messenger RNA. RefSeq names its product purinergic receptor P2X 2. Gene Ontology annotation, cellular component: plasma membrane; nuclear inner membrane. Lineage: Eukaryota; Metazoa; Chordata; Mammalia; Carnivora; Mustelidae. The record is from RefSeq and is a predicted model, not a curated record. Gene Ontology annotation, biological process: response to ATP; monoatomic cation transmembrane transport. The transcript is spliced from 11 exons. Gene Ontology annotation, molecular function: purinergic nucleotide receptor activity; extracellularly ATP-gated monoatomic cation channel activity; ATP binding.
AUGGAGGCCGCUGAGCCCAAGACCCCCGCGUGGGCGGACGCAGCCCGGCGCCUGGCCCGCGGCUGCUGGUCAGCGUUCUGGGACUACGAGACGCCCAAGGUGAUCGUGGUGAAGAACCGGCGCCUGGGCGUCGUGUACCGCGCGGUGCAGCUGCUCAUCCUGCUCUACUUUGUGUGGUACGUGUUCAUCGUGCAGAAGAGCUACCAGGACAGCGAGACGGGCCCCGAGAGCUCCGUCAUCACCAAGGUCAAGGGCAUCACCUUCUCCGAACACAAAGUGUGGGACGUGGAGGAGUACGUGAAGCCCCCCGAGGGAGGCAGCGUGUUCAGCAUCAUCACCAGGAUUGAGGUCACACCCUCCCAGACCCUCGGAACCUGCCCAGAGAGUAUGAGGGUCAGCAACGCCACCUGUGACUCGGAUGUGGACUGCGUGGCCAGGCAGCUGGACAUGCUGGGAAACGGCCUGCGGACCGGGCGCUGCGUACCCUACUACCAAGGCUCAGCCAAGACUUGCGAGGUGUCCGGCUGGUGCCCGGUGGAAGACGGGGCCUCUGUCAGCCAAUUUCUCGGCAAGAUGGCCCCAAAUUUCACCAUCCUCAUCAAGAACAGCAUCCACUACCCUAAAUUCCAGUUCUCCAAGUAAGAGCCACGAGGCAACAUAGAGCACAGGAAGGACGGCUACCUGAAGCGCUGCACGUUCGAUGAGGUCUCUGAUCUCUACUGUCCCAUUUUCAAGCUGGGCUUCAUUGUGGAACGGGCAGGGGAGAACUUCACGAAGCUGGCUCAUACGGGUGGCGUCAUUGGGGUCAUUAUCAACUGGGACUGUGACCUGGACCUGUCCGCGUCAAAGUGCAACCCCAAGUACUCCUUCCGGAGGCUUGACCCCAAGCACGUCCCAGCCUCAUCUGGCUACAACUUCAGGUUCGCCAAAUAUUACAAGGUAAACGGCAGCACCACCCGCACACUCAUCAAGGCCUAUGGGAUCCGCAUUGACGUCAUCGUGCAUGGACAGGCAGGGAAGUUCAGCCUGAUCCCCACCAUCAUUAAUCUGGCCACGGCACUGACCUCCAUCGGGGUGGGCUCCUUCCUGUGUGACUGGAUCUUGCUGACAUUUAUGAACAAGAACAAGGUGUACAGCCAUAAGAAAUUCGACAAGGUGUGCACACCGAGACGCUCCCCUGGUAGCUGGCCUGCGACUCUGGCGCUUGUGCUGGGCCAGGCCCCUCCCCCACCCCACCCCUGCUCUGCAGACCCUGGCCAAGCAGGCCAAACCCUGGCUUCCCCGUCCGCAUGGCUUUGCCCCACCUCCGCCCCCAGUGAGCAGAUGGCGGACCCUCCCCAACAGACGGCGGGACCAGAGCUGUGCACCUCCGGACCUUCCCAACAGGACUCCACACUCUCAGACCCCCGAGGUCUGGCCCAGCUCUGA